AUGCCAAGUUACACUAUUGUAGCAGGAGAUACAUUGUGGAGUCUCAGCCAACGUUACGGAUGCACGACCGAUGAAUUGAUGGCUCUCAAUCCUGGGAUAAGACCCGAAGCAUUACAAAUUGGACAAGUUCUCAAUUUGCCUGGAACUCAGCAUGGAGCAUCCCACAACACGCCAUCAACAAACACACGGCAAUCAACUAAUGGACCAUUACUACCGACACGACAAGCACCUAACAAUGCUCGGAUAGAUACAACAUUGAGUGAAAGAGCCCCGGCGCCUAUUGGACAGCUGCGUCAUUUCAUCAAUUCUGCCGCACAAGCAACAAAUAUGCCGGCCGAUCUUAUUGGUGCUGUCAUCUAUCAAGAGUCUGGAGGCAAUAUAAAUGUUGAUACGACAACGAAUCCAGGCAAUUUUGGAGUCGAUUCGGGUGUCAUGCAAGUAAAUGAGCAUACAGCUGCUGAACUUCAACGAAAAUAUCCCCAUCGUUUUGCUGGUCUUUACGGUACAGCAAAAGAAAUUAUGCUUGGUGCCAGCUAUCUCAAGGAUAUGUAUGAUACGAGUGCAGAUCAAGAUUGGGGCAUUACACUUCGCGCUUACAAUUCAGGUCCGAACGGCGUCGAUAAAACUAAUUUACGUGCAAAGCCAGCGGGUACCGGUGACAGCACUUAUGUCGACAAAGUUUUACGUUUUUGGGUUGACAUUUCCCAAGGCAAUUCGUUACCAGCAGACCACUACGAAUCAAUCUAUGGCAGAGGUUUCUGA
Molecule: messenger RNA, 762 nt
Organism: Rotaria sp. Silwood2
Lineage: Eukaryota; Metazoa; Rotifera; Eurotatoria; Philodinida; Philodinidae
Source: the annotation of a GenBank genome assembly